UGCUUUGACAGUGUUAUAUCAACCUCCGCCAGAGUGAAGUCGUGUGUUCCCUUCGUUCAUAAAUCUCGCUCGAAAGAGAAAGAGUAAAACUUUGAGAAAUUUUUUCUCGAACUUGAAUGAUUCGCAUAAAGGAAUCACGCUUCUUUUAUAACGGUCUUGAAAACAUUUUUAACAGAGAGAGAGAGAAAAAAAGGGAAGAGAAACAACAAUUCGGUGAAUAAAUAGACAAGAACGAGAAGAGAAGAAGAAAAAAGAAAAAGGAAAGAGGAAAGUUACCUCUUUCUUCUCUUUUUUAACCCGUUAGAAAUACCCAAGACACGAGAGCAAACGAGAUAAAACAAACAUCAACGCGAGCAUCAGGGACACACAAGGGAAUCUUUAUUGAGACAUUCUACGAAUUUGUGCUGCGUGUUUUGUGAGUGAUAAAAGCUUAUCGUCGCGCGGCAACCGGAGACCUUUCGUGUCAGCAUAUAGAGAGGCGGAUCGCUUUCCUUUUUCGAAAAGGCCUUCCCUCCACUACACUAAGAAGAGGGUUGCUUCUUCCGGGGAUAACCGGAAGUGGCUAUUAAACUAAAGAAGGUAGAACAAUGUCGACACUCGAGAACAGCCUCCCUUGAAGCUCCCUCUCACGUUCUUCAAGAUAAUAAUUCGGCCCUGUUAAGUCAUGUUCUGUCUUCUUGCCCUGCGUCGAAAGGUAGAUGCCUUUCGUGUUGUAAAUAAUACUGUGAAAAGAAACCUCAGACCGAAGAUGGGCAAGCUUUUGAGCCUUCUGGCUCGAGAUGAGUCUACCUGUUGCACGCCUCAAAAGUACGACGUCUUUUUGGAUUUCGAAAAUGCACAACCUUCCGAUAUAGAACGGGAGACCUUUGAAGCGGUGCAAAGAGUUUUGAAAAAUUCAGAAUCUAUUUUAGAGGAGAUUCAAUGUUACAAAGGUGCCGGAAAAGAAAUCAGGGAGGCGAUUUCGGCUCCCACGGAAGAGUGUCAACGAAAAGCUUAUCUGACUGUUGCACCUCUAGUCGCCAAGCUGAAAAGAUUCUAUGAAUUUUCAUUGGAACUUGAGAAGGUAGUACCAAAAAUCUUAGGCCAACUGUGCUCCGGUAAUCUCUCUCCGACCCAACACCUCGAAACUCAACAGGCUUUGGUAAAACAGCUGGCGGAAAUUCUGGAAUUCGUCUUGAAAUUCGACGAGCACAAGAUGAAGACACCCGCCAUUCAAAAUGAUUUUAGUUAUUACAGAAGAACGUUGACCAGAGCAUCCCUGGCGCGACAAGAAAGCGCUGAAAAGGACCUCGUGGUCGGGAACGAGCUCGCCAACCGAAUGUCCUUGUUCUACGCCCACGCGACACCCAUGCUUCGUGUUCUGAGUCACGCGACCAUUACUUUCUUGAUGGAUAACGAAGAUGUAGCACGUGAAAAUAUUACUGAAACUCUUGGCACCAUGGCCAAAGUUUGUCUGCGCAUGUUAGAAAAUCCGAAUUUAUUGGCGCAAUUCCAACGAGAAGAAACUCAACUCUUUGUUCUGAGAGUGAUGGUAGGGUUAGUGAUCCUUUAUGAUCAUGUUCAUCCCCAAGGUGCCUUUGUUAAGGGUUCGAAUGUCGAUGUUAAAGGCUGUGUAAAGCUAUUGAAGGAUCAACCACCUUGCAAAAGCGAGGGUCUUCUGAAUGCUCUUCGCUACACCACCAAGCACCUGAACGAGGAGAACACACCGAAGAACAUCAAGAACCUUCUAGCAGCAUGAUUACCAAAGCAGCGCGGAUGCUGCAUCAGGAGCUGAGAUAAAUUGAACGAACGACGUUCAUUCAAAUUUUAUGUGGACGAGAUCGUCGAAGCGACUUUAUAUGACAUCAAACAAGCAAUCUCCUGUUUCUGAUCGUGGCUGGGUGGUGGACCAUUAAAAAAAAAAACAUGUCUUUCGUAAUCGAGUCUAUAGCUGCCCGAAAACUGCCGACUUCUACAUACCUUCUGACGAAAAAAAGAAAUAAAAAAAAAAAAAAAAAAAAAAA
This is a messenger RNA of Apis dorsata (giant honeybee), 2003 nucleotides long. Its product is annotated as protein FAM49B. The record is from RefSeq and is a predicted model, not a curated record. Lineage: Eukaryota; Metazoa; Arthropoda; Insecta; Hymenoptera; Apidae. Bases 665 to 1738 code for a protein of 357 amino acids. Gene Ontology annotation, molecular function: small GTPase binding. The transcript is spliced from 7 exons. Gene Ontology annotation, biological process: regulation of actin filament polymerization.